UUGGUGACUUGACAUCAAAAUAUUGAUAAUGUCACUAAGAUAUUUACAUUUUGAAGACUGCAAUUCUGAACAUGAAUUGUAUUGAUUUUGUACUUACGGGAAUAAGAUUAUUAUUAUUAUAAGUAGGUAGCUAAGAAAACGAUCGUUUUAGAACAUUUUAAGAAAACUUAAUUGAACAAGAAGUGAAGUCUGUUAGUGAAAGGUGAAUAAAAUAAACAAUAUGUUUUGGAAAUUAAUAAUUAUAUUUUCUGUAUUUUUUGUGGAGACUCAGUUAUAUGAAGAUAAAAGAUGUCGUUGCGUUUGUCCUACUCCAACUUCAAUACUGAAUAGUACAAAAUCGGAAAGAACUCUUUAUAUUGCCUAUGUACCACCAAAUAAAUGUAACUGUGAUGGAGUAAUUCUGCCAAAGGCAGCUGAUGAAAUACGAGAAAAUGCCCAGAUGUUUUGUCCACGAUGUGAUUGUAGGUAUGAGACUAGAAAUACAACCAUAAUUAUGGUUGUAGUGAUACUUGUUGUGUGGAUGGUGAUGUUGCUACUAGGGUACUACAUAUUUUUAAUGCUGCUUGAAAUGCUUGUAUCAAAAAAAUCCACUAACUCAUAUCAAAUACAAAGUGCAUCUGAUGAAUUUGAAAAUUUACUGAUGCAGAGUGAGGAAACAGAAGACUAAGGUGCAAAAUAACAACAAACUUAUUUUCAUGAACAGUGUAUAAUCGAAAAACAUUUUUACAGUAAAUUAUUUAUGAAUGUGCAUAUAUUGUUAUAUUUUGUUGGAUAAUAAUCAAAUAAAUUCAUAUAAUAA
This is a messenger RNA of Vanessa tameamea, 799 nucleotides long. Its product is annotated as proton-transporting V-type ATPase complex assembly regulator TMEM9-like. Bases 221 to 667 code for a protein of 148 amino acids. The record is from RefSeq and is a predicted model, not a curated record. The transcript has 5 exons. Gene Ontology annotation, cellular component: lysosomal membrane. Lineage: Eukaryota; Metazoa; Arthropoda; Insecta; Lepidoptera; Nymphalidae.